This is a messenger RNA of Alligator mississippiensis (American alligator), 2377 nucleotides long. Its product is annotated as cytochrome b5 reductase 4. Gene Ontology annotation, cellular component: endoplasmic reticulum. The transcript is spliced from 16 exons. The record is from RefSeq and is a predicted model, not a curated record. Gene Ontology annotation, molecular function: oxidoreductase activity; heme binding. Lineage: Eukaryota; Metazoa; Chordata; Crocodylia; Alligatoridae. The coding region runs from base 335 to 1852 and encodes 505 amino acids. Gene Ontology annotation, biological process: superoxide metabolic process; generation of precursor metabolites and energy.
GAGAGUAAAACUAGUCUCACAGACGGUGUAAACCUAGCUUGCAUUCCCUUCUCACGGGUCCCCUGUGCAACACUUGGUCAGCUCUGCUUCCCGAUGAUAGGAGGAGCCAGCACUGAAGGAUUGAAAAGUAACAUCACUAUGAACACUUUGGCCACCACAAGCCAGCUGCACCUCUGGUGACUUUGCUGACAUCUGCUCAAAACCCAAAAAGUCAGAAGGAUAAUGAGACCCCACUUCUGCAGUCUGUAUUCAUACUGAAAAUCAAGACCAAGUGAACUGUUGCUCUUUCACAUGCUUCUGUGUCUGAAAAUAAGCAGCAUCCUGAUGUAGCGGGAUGAAAUGUCUAUCUCCUAUGGAGGUACCUUUGAAACCAGGCAGAAGUCUUAUGGAUUGGAUUCGACUAACUAAAAGUGGAAAAGACUUGACUGGUUUGAAAGGAAGAUUAAUUGAAGUGACUGAAGAAGAACUUGCUAAACAUAACAAAACAGAUGAUUGCUGGAUCUGUAUAAGAGGGCUUGUCUAUAAUGUCACUCCGUAUAUGGAGUAUCACCCUGGUGGUGAAGGUGAACUAAUGAAGGCAGCAGGAGCUGAUGGUACAGAUCUUUUUGAUCAGGUUCACCGCUGGGUCAAUUAUGAGUCUAUGUUGAAGGAGUGUCUUGUUGGAAGAAUGGCACUCAAGCCUAUUGCCCUCCCCAAAGAAUCUACUUCUGCUUUAUCUGAAGAGAAGAAAUGUCUAAAUGGCAUGCUUCCUGAAAGUAAAAUAGUGGGUACUUCUAAAAGUUUAGCUCCAAGCUAUGAUUGGUUCCAAACGGAUUGUUCUGUCACAGUUGUUGUAUAUACUAAACAAAAGGGCAUGAAUUCAGAAAUGGUGAUACUUGACUAUGAAGAUUCUAGAUUGAGAGGAGAGAUCAUUAUAAGGGACUAUUCAUAUCUCUUAAAUAUUGAGCUAAGUAAUGCUGUUCAGGAAGAUAUUGCUGUACAUGUUGCUGAAAAAGUGGGAAAGGUGGAGAUUGUCCUGAAGAAAAUAGAUAAUAUUCCUUGGAAAAAGCUGGGACAACCCUUGGAGAGUCAUAAUUCAUUUAUCAAGCGCACAGACCAAGGGCUUUAUUAUAGAAAGUGUAAAUUGAUUUCCAAAACAGACGUCACCCAUGACACCAAACUUUUCUGCUUACUGUUGCCACAAAGCACGCAUUUCCAGGUUCCUGUUGGACAGCAUGUUUAUCUCAAACAAAUAGUUACAGGUAAAGAGAUAGUGAAACCAUAUACCCCAGUAUCUUGUUCCCUGCAAACGCAUUUUAAGGAACCAUCUUGCCAUGAUGGAGCAUGUCUAUUUUUAAUGAUCAAAAUUUAUCCCAGUGGAUUGUUCUCAUCAGAACUUGACCGCCUACAGAUUGGAGACUAUAUUUAUGUGAGCAAUCCUGAGGGUAGCUUUCAGAAGUCCCAGGUUCAAACUUUGGAAGAUUUGUUUUUAUUGGCAGCAGGCACAGGCUUCACUCCAAUGAUUAAACUACUGAAUUAUGUUCUGACUAACGUUAAUAGUCUCUGGACAGUGAAAUUGAUGUUCUUCAAUAAAACAGAAGAUGACAUACUUUGGAGAGACCAGCUGGAACAGUUAAUCCUUCAAGAUAAAAGAUUUGAGGCUCAGUUUAUUCUUUCAGAGCCAAGUAAAGAAUGGAAUGGCAAACGAGGGAAAAUAUCUUCAUCUCUGCUUUCUGAGUUUUUUAAAAGGAGCAAACAAGAUUCCAAAGUACUUAUAUGCAUCUGUGGUUCAGCACCUUUUACAGAGCAAGGAGAACGGUUUCUGAAGGAUCUUGGCUAUUGCAAAGAAGAGAUCCAUAGUUUUACUGCAUAAGCUGACGCAAUUUUAUUUAUUUACAUUCAUGAUUAAAUUUCAAUUCUUAAAAUGAAAGCCAUUUUGUAUGGCUUAAAAUUUGACUCUUGGUAUCAGAUUAUAUUUCUUGAAUAGAAUAUGUCUUUGGGGAAAAGGAUUUUGUACUGUGUUUUCUCUUGUUUUGUAUUUAUUUUUGCUAAAAUUCAACUAGGGUAAUAAUUUAUUGUAGAGGCAAGUACAUUUUUACAGUACACAUUAUAUUAGAUGUUAAAUUUUGUUGGUACACAAGGACUCUUCAUAGCUAUAAUUUAUCACCAUUGUAAGCACUGUUAUAUAAAAAUCUACUUGAAACAUUUAUUGCAUUUCUGUAUAUAAAAUGUCUUUUUAGCAAUACUGUCUGAAUUUAAAUAUUGCACUGUUAACUCAGGUAAAUGAUCGCUUCCAGUAUGUUCUCAUUGUUGAUCUCUGAAAUCUGUUUGACUGGUAAGUGAUCAAAACAUGUUAUUGACCUUGUACAUAAUGUUGCACAAUAAAAGAUAAAAUGCA